Xenopus laevis (African clawed frog) is the source of this 1166-nucleotide messenger RNA. RefSeq names its product serine protease 27. The record is from RefSeq and is a predicted model, not a curated record. NCBI's taxonomy places the organism in Eukaryota, Metazoa, Chordata, Amphibia, Anura, Pipidae. Bases 27 to 878 code for a protein of 283 amino acids. The transcript is spliced from 7 exons.
CAGUGGCCAUAGAACAGACAAUAAUCAUGAACUGGUUCCAUUUGUUCACAGCUCUGCUCCUUCUGAACUUGGGGAUCUAUGGAUCUGCUGAUGAAGAAGACAAUGAGCCAAUCUGUGGGAAACCUGUGGUUGCGCGCAGCCGCAUUCUCGGAGGGCGGGAUACAAUGAAGGGGAAGAAUCCUUGGCAAGUGAUUGUGUGGCUUCCUGGUAAACGCCAUUGUGGUGGAACCCUCAUCAGCAGCAACUUUGUUGUGACUGUAGCUCAUUGUUUGGAAAGUUCAAAUCCCACCUCUGUUAUUGUCAUCCUCGGGGCCUACAAAAUAACUGGAAACAACAAAGAGGAAGUUCCUGUUUCACUGAAAAGGAUCAUUGUACAUCCUAAGUACAACAGAACAGAUUUAACAGCUGACAUUGCCCUUCUUGAGCUUGCCCGGGAUGUGCCCUUCACAAAUGUCAUUCUUCCAGCCUGUCUGCCUACACCUUCCAAUGAAUUUCUGCCUGGCUAUAGUUGUAUAGCGACUGGCUGGGGAGACACUCAGUUUAAUAGUACCAAGCCGAGGCCUAUCAUUCUACAAGAGGUGGAAUUGCGCUUGAUAAGUGUACAGCAUUGCAGGACAUUAUACAGCCCUGAGAAAAACGGAAUUCUCAUUACAGAUGACAUGAUAUGUGCAAUGGAUAUCCAUGGAGGAAGGGACUCUUGCACGGGUGAUGGUGGGGGACCCCUGGUUUGUUAUGAGAAUGAGAGGUGGUACUUGGUUGGAGUGACCAGUUUUGGAAUUGGUUGUGGAAAAGAUCCCGGAGUUUACACUUCAAUCCCUGCCUAUGUAGACUGGAUUCAGUCUUUCGUCACCGCAGCUUCUAGUGGUUUAGAUGAGUAGGAUCAAUGCCUGGAGCUGCAUUUGGGGCACUGAGCUGGGUGCCCCUUGUCUCUAUUCUGACUGACCCUAUGAAACCUCUUUUUCUGUAUCCUAGGUGUUACUACUUAUUUGGGGUGGUGAGCUCUGGGUAGCCAUAUACCUCCCAGACUGGAGAGAGAGGACGUUCUUCUAGAGCCUUGACACAUACUGCUUUAUUAUUAUCUCAAUAAUCCGAAAUGUUGUUUGGAUGUAACCCCACAUACUAUGCCUGAAAUGUUAUCAUUAAAUAACUCAAUAUACAAGUCUUAA